UUUCAGUUUCAGGGAAGAAGGAGCAUAUUCUGGAUAACCCGACCAUGCUAAGCAGGCUACAGCUAACUAGACAAAGCGAGCGAGAGCAACUCUGGCAGCUGGUCGAUCAAUGGAAUGAGAAUCGGCUUGAUUUAUUCAACCUAAGCUAUCCGACAGAGGAUCUUGAAAUUCAUGGUGUGAUGCGAUUCUAUUUUCAAGAAUCUAAAGACAAAGUAUUGACGAAAUGUAUCCGUGUUUCCAGUACAGCAACAACCCGAGCAGUUGUCAGUGCAUUGGUCGAGAAGUUUCAUCCUGAUCUUAAAAUGCUCAGUGAUCCAGAAUAUACAUUGUGGGAAGUUCAUGAAAAUGGCGAUGAGCGAUGUCUAGCACCCAGUGAGAAACCAUUACUUGUACAGCUGAAUUGGCAUAAAGAUGAUCGCGAAGGUCGGUUUCUGUUGAGGGCACAUCCUAAUACCACUUCUGUCAAGGGUACCAUAGGUGGUUUGAGUGGCAAUCAAAAAAGGUUUUCGAAGAAGGAGGAAAAAGAACUGAAAAAAAAGCAUCAAAAAGCAGUUGAACAACAAGAACCGAAGUUACGUGCCUCUGAAGAAUUAUAUAAAGCAUUGCCACCAACCACAUUUACGCGAACAAUUUCGAAUCCAGAAUUUGUGAUGAAGAAACGACGCGAAAAAAAGAUUGCGGCAAAAUUAAAAGAUUUGGGUCAAGGUGGUAGUUUAAAGAUUUACGGUUAUGAAUUAGAACCAAGUCGACCGUACGUCACACUUCUUGUAUCAGUACGGGACACUACAAGUAGAAUUUUGAAGGAGGUACUAGAAAAAUACGGUGUCAACAAAAAUGUGGAAGAAUACAUUUUAGUUGAGAUGGUAAUACCGGUUUCUACAAAGCUUUCUCGUUCGUUAAGCGAUUUACGAUUCUUGAAUAUUAGUCGACGUGAACGAAUUAUGGAUUAUAAUGAGUUCCCGUUGAUUAGCCUAGCAAAUCGUAUACCGGAUCCAUCAGAGGAAAUAUUUUUCGUUGUGAAACAGCGGUUAUCUGAAAUACAAAAGCAUGCACGUCAUUCAUCAGUAUCAUCAACUGCAGCACUUGGUGUCAGUUACGCUGAUCCGCAAAAACUCUGUAUAGGAACCUCUCAAGUUUUCCGCUUGCAAAAUCUGUUUGCUGCCAAACCAUGUCUUUUGCCAAUAACUUUAGAUUGUAAAGAAAUCCCAGGAAUGAAGCCAAUACAUCUUCCAUUUGGUGUGAUGGGUAUAGGUUCAGAUCGCUCGAUGGGCUUAUUUCUAGAUGGUCAAUAUAUCAGACCUCGACAUGCCGUAAUCAAUUAUCAGGACGGUGUUGUAACGGUCACACCAUCUGAUCCAAAUGCUUAUAUUGAGGUUGAUGGUCAACGUAUUUCUCAAACUGUAGCUCUUCGUGAUGGGAAUAUAAUCGGUAUUGGUCACAGCCACAUGUUCCGUUAUCUAAGUGCUUGGGAUGUCGAGAAGAUGCAUCUGGUUAAUGGAAGCAAUAAUAGGUUGGAAAUAAUUCCAGGAUUGAGGAGGUCAGUGUUCUGCUUGCUUUACUUCUUUUAUAUCUGA
Molecule: messenger RNA, 1574 nt
Organism: Loa loa (African eye worm)
Lineage: Eukaryota; Metazoa; Nematoda; Chromadorea; Rhabditida; Onchocercidae
Exons: 10
Coding region: 45-1574 (509 amino acids)
Biological process (GO): signal transduction; regulation of protein localization
Cellular component (GO): adherens junction
Molecular function (GO): cell adhesion molecule binding
Source: RefSeq, a predicted model, not a curated record